Molecule: messenger RNA, 756 nt
Organism: Nematocida homosporus
Lineage: Eukaryota; Fungi; Microsporidia
Exons: 1
Coding region: 1-756 (251 amino acids)
Source: RefSeq, a predicted model, not a curated record
AUGCUUGAUAGAGAGAAGUUCUCUUGUUUGACUCGUAGUGCUGAUGUUCGUUUAUUGGUUCAAAUAAUUCAAAAACGAGGUGAAUCUCUUUGCUUACUUCAAGGUCAUAUUUCGAUUGCGAUUAGUAUGGCAUACCGUUUAGUGCUUAAUUUGUAUGGGAGGAGGCGGUUAGGUCGGUUUGAGAGUAUUAGUUGUUUGGUAGUUGGGUUGCUGAAUCUGAGUGGAAAGAUAGGAGGGUUGCGGCAGGCAAUGGGUAAGUUAGUGGCUCAGUCUUUGUACCAGAAAAGGUAUCUUGAGAGUACGGCUUGUAUCAAAACAAUUAGAAUAGAUGGAGUUGAAGUUGUUUUAUUUAGUGAGGCUGAGUUGACUAUGUAUCGUGAGAGUGUGCCUAGUGUCCUGUUGCAAACGGAAGUAGUGAUUAGUACUUUGUUAGAUUUUGAUUUUGCCUUUAUUGAUGUCCAUGCUGGGUUUGGCCCAAGAUUGCAAGCUAGUGAUUUACCGGCUAGUACUAAAAAGACGGCAUGGGUGCUUUUAUCUGAUAUGGUCUUUUGUGGUUUGGGUACUUUGUUUACUGCUGAAGUACUUAUGACUGGAGCUGAGUAUAUAGCUAUUAACUUGCAUAAUUAUGGGAGUAAGACUAAAGACUGGCUGCCCAAUCAUACUCCAUCGGGUUUAGUGCUUGAACUAGAAUCUGAAUUGAUGUAUGUAUAUAGGAAUAAUUGGCUGGCUUCAGUUGGGUUCAACCGGCACAAAUAA